CAGCGCGCAGGAGCUGGACGCUUCCCGGUGUGGCGGCUCUGUGAGGCGGAUGGAUGAAGCCGAAUCUCCGGGACAUUCUCCACCUCCGGCUCCUUCAUUAACACACCAUUAACACACCAUUAACACACUUCCGGUGAUGUGGAGCGCUUAGCUGGUCCUCAGAGCUGCUUCUUGUGUGUGUGUGUGAGUGUGUGAGUGUGUGUUCUCUCUCUGAGGCUUGGUGUGAGUGUGAGUGUGUGUGUGUGAGUGUGUGUGUGUGUGUGACACGCUGCUCACACAGCGCUCCGCGGACAGGACAGAAAUUAUAAAUAAUUAAAGAAAUAAAAGAAUAAUAAUACUAAUGAUGGAUAAUGAAAAGUAUCUGCCGGAGCUGAUGGCUGAGAAGGAUUCCCUCGACCCGUCUUUCCAGCACUCCACACGCCUCUUAGAGCAAGAAAUUGAAAAGAUUCAGAAAGGCGAAGAGAAAGAGGACGAGAAGUUCAUCGACGUCGUAAUAAACAAGAACAUGAAACUGGGUCAGAAAGUGCUGAUUCCUGUCAAACAGUUCCCCAAAUUUAAUUUUGUGGGAAAGCUGCUCGGUCCACGAGGGAACUCACUAAAGAGACUACAGGAGGAUACACUCACCAAAAUGUCCAUCCUUGGCAAGGGCUCCAUGAGAGACAAAGAGAAGGAGGAGGAGUUGCGGAAGAGCGGCGAGGCCAAAUAUCAUCACCUGAACGAAGACCUGCACGUCCUCAUCGAGGUGUUUGCUCCGCCCGCUGAGGCCUACGCCCGCAUGGGCCACGCCCUCGAAGAGAUCAAAAAAUUCCUCAUUCCGGAUUAUAAUGAUGAGAUCAGACAAGCUCAGCUGCAGGAGUUGACGUUUCUGAACGGCGGCUCAGAGGAUGCCAAGGUGCCCGCGGUGAGAGGGAAAUCCAGCUCGAGGGCCCGCGGCACACCUGCUCCCGGCUCACACAGGAGUAGAGGAGGUGUUCCUCCACCCCAGGCUGCGGUUCCUCGAGGAGCAGCACCCAGAGGAGCUCCACCAAGCAGGCUUCCAUCCAACAGGGGGAGAGCACAGAGAGGCCGUGGAGCUCCGCCCCCUGUGGGAUACAGACCGCCGCCCCCUGUAGUGCAGGACUCGUACGGAGAAUACGAAUACGAUGACGGAUAUGGAACAGCCUACGACGACCAAGGGUACGACUCAUACGACAACACUUACAGUAACCAAGGACAAAACUCAGAGGACUAUUAUGAAUAUGGACAUGGUCUAAGCGGGGAAUCCUAUGACUCAUACGGCCAGGAAAAGUGGACAAAUGGCCGCAACAAAGCUCCAUCAGCGAGGACAAACAAAGGAGUGUACAGAGACCAACCUUAUACACGAUACUGAACUCUAAAGUCAGCCACGCCCGCCCAUGCAUUUCCAAGUAAUGGAUUUUAUAUGGACUUCCCCCAUUCUUUUUCAUUUUUUUUUUUUUUCAGAAUAAAAUCAACCAAAACUCCGAAAAAACAAAGCAUCCCAGAGAGGAAGGGGAAGACGGGAACAUGAUUUCAUGGGGACAUUCAGUUUGACACUGGUAGAUACUGGUUGUUGCAUGGAUGCAAGAUAAUUAAACCUGUGAUCACUAAUUAUGUGUAACAUAAUCAACCAAUCAGAAUCCUUCUAUGCCAGUAUUGAGAAGUUAGGGGGUGGGUGCUAGUUGGUAGAAGGUGGUGUAAACUUCAGGUGUUAGGUAUUUAGAUUUAGUCAGGUACAUUUCUAUAUACACUUUUUGAUGAGUGAUCAACUUCAGUGUGUCCCUUGUAAAUUCUACUUAAAGAAACAAACAAAGAAAAAAAAAUUAUUGAUACACAUAUCGUGUUACUUCUUUUUUUUGUAAUGCAAUGUUCCUUAGCAUUAAAGGGCUUAUGGGAGCAUUUAAACAUUGUACAUAAUCAUUUAUCAUGGUGAAGAAAGGUCACAUUGCUCUGUCCAAUAUUCUUGUUAAAUGAUUGACCCUAUAAGUGGUCGGACGCAGAGUUGCCAACCAUCUGCAAAUUUACACAUAACUUCCGUGACACGAGUCAGGAAUAUGAGCUUAUCCAUUACGAUUCUUUAGACCAAACUGCAUAGCAAUAAGAAAACAGAGGAAACUGAUCAAUAAUGGAAAGUAUGCAAAUAAAGUGUCUGACUAGAGAAAUUUGAGCCAGUGCAACUCCAGGCUCGCUUCUUUACAAAGAUACUUGAAGUAAGUCUAAUACCAGAGGUUAGCAUAGUUCUUUUUCUUUUUAGAUUUUGCAUCAUAUAGCAUAAUCUACAACAAAAUAGCAAAGUAGCUCAUUUUAGUAAAAGCAAAUGUGAUAGAAGUAGGUCAAAGCUUUACCCAAGCAUUUUAUUUUCAGAGUGCAAACGUCCCAAAGUCACACCCACCUCAAAUUAUAAAGUCAACCCAAAUGUGUUAGGUUUAGGUCCUAAGGUGCUAGUUAAAAUCAUGACAAAAAUGAUGACAAUGGAAUAUAUUAGAUUGUACAUAUUACUAAUAGAGGAAGCACUAAAAUGAUGCAGAUUGGUUGGCAGCCCUAAUCCAUUCAAACACAAUUUUAAAAGUAAGAGAUUGAGAUUGUUUCCUUCUGAGGAACCUACGUUGCUUGCAGAAGUAUUCCAGCCCCAAGAACCUUGUCAAAUUUGGCACUCCAGUAUAUUCAUAACCCCUUUUCGGGAAAAUAUAUAUUCACGCAACAUUUACAUGGCCAGACUGAAGCCGUAUGAGUUGUGUACCUCUCUUCAUGACAGAUUUCAUCCAGACUUCAUAUGCUCGGUAGAGCUGAGGCCAGAAUGAUGGCAAGAACUCUUAGUGACAUUUUCUUUUUAACAUUCAUGCCCCUGCAAUGAAGCUUUGGCCUGUGUUAUCCUAAUGAAAGGCGGCUGUUCAUCCUAUCUUUAAUUUUUGCUUUUAAUCCUGAAUAGUUACUUGUGGAGUUCCCCCUGAUAUCUGGUGUUGCCUCCUCCAUUUUGAGGUUUAUAGAAGCCGAAGAACAAGUGAAGGACAUUGUUCAACAAGGCAUCACUGAUUCACACAUUCCCCACUGGUGUUCUCAAACCCUGCUGGCCCAAAAGUUGUGUUGUGAAGGCACUUGCUUUGUCUUGUGUUAAUGCAAUCUUGUUGUCAAUUUGAUUCAACAAUCUUCUCCUGCUGCUGGUGGUUGUGGUGGUUUUAUUGCAAUUCAAUCUUCUUGAUGUAGAAGAUAAACUGACCAAGUGGGUCCAUCACUGCUUUUGUAACACCCUAUGAGUCAUAUGCUUAUUGGAUAAUGCUGCUAGGAUUGAAAAAUUCCCCAUGCCAUAAUUCACUAAUCAAGAAAUAGCUAAACCCUCUUCCAUUACACCAAACACACCUCAUCCAGCUCAUCAGUUGAUCCAUGCUUCAUGAACUUGAUAAGAUAUGAUGUGGGCUUUUGGAAAGUUUUAAAUGGUGCAGUUGUGACUCAGCAUUUAGGGUUCUGAACUACUGAUCUGAAGGAGUCUAAAUCCAAGCAGAGCUACCACUAUUGGUAUCUUGUGUAAGGCCACUAACCCUCGCUUUGUUCCUUUGGAUAAAACCAUCUGCAAAAUAAAUAAAUGUAAAUUUAUAUAUAGCUCAGUAGAUGCUCAGUCCUGGGGCUACCUGACUGAUCAUUGGCUUCCCUGCAGACAAAUCAUGGCAUUUCUUAAAUAUUCCAGACUUUGAUUGCCUCUGGGAGCCUGGGUUUAGCCUCAGGCUAAAAAAAUGACAUUCCUUUUAGCCUAAAAUGAAUUUAUUUGGCAUUGUACUAUGCACACAGUGAGGCCAUGUUAACCCAGAAGGGGUAGAGACUGUGAAGACUACUUAUCUAUAAAACUAAAAAUGGGUCCUGCAAUUUGUAGGCCUUCCAUGAUGGCCUAACAUUUGACUGCCAAAGUGUAUUUGGGCCUGAAGCAAUGUUUGUGCAUCUGCGUAGGAGUAUUGGAAUUUACAAGUCACUCUUUCACUCGCGCUGAAUAGAACUAUUCCCCAUUUGAAGUGGAGCGUCUAGCGGUAACUGCUGUUUCGUACCUUGCGGGAAAGCAUUUUGUCUUAGUGAUUGAUUAGUGCUCUUAAUACCACAGGUCUGUUGAAUUCUGGAUUCUUAUUGGUCAAAAGUUGUUGAUUAAUUUUCUCUAACAGUAAACUCUGGCAGUAGUGCAGCUGUAAAUGACAGGUUUACUGUAUAUUAAUGUGCUCAUUCUAAUAUGCUAUUGUGGGACGUGUAUGGUGGAUGCUCCACAUACACUAUGUGGCAGUUACAAUGGGGUUUAAUAGGAGAAAAAAUUAUCCUAUUAAAAAAAAUCUGAAAUAGAAUUGAUAAUAGUCAGACUCCUAACAACAAAAGAGCAAGAGCCAAUCAAUAUCAUAUUAAUGAGAAAUAAACUAAAAACGUCAACUCAGAAUUUCAUUCUAAAAAUAAUUUGAAGAUCACAAGUUAAUUAUAAAGAUUAAUAUGCAAGUCAUUCAGGGUGGAUUUCUCCUUUACUUCUGUAUAGGUUUUAUGACCAUUUGCAUUGAUAUCCAUGGGGCUAAAUACUUUUGCAAGCAUGUUAAUAAAGAAAACUACAUAAACUUAAUUAAUAAUUCGUACUUUAAUCUUAAAACUCCAGUGAGCUCCAGUAGUAGGUUCAGGUAGGAUUUUCUUUUCCUAAAUUUGAAAUUCACUGUAUUAUAUGAAUGUUGUUUGUGUGUCCCUUGUACCUUAAAGUUUAAAGUGACUCAAAUCUUAAAUCCACUGCUGGCUAUUUUUUUUUUUUUCUGAAUACUUUCUGUUUUGUAGUAUAAUCUGAAGCUUGUGUAAGCCCUUUAAUCUAUUUCUUGGUUGAUGAUAAAAUAAAAUUCU
Pangasianodon hypophthalmus (striped catfish) is the source of this 4845-nucleotide messenger RNA. It is a transcript of the gene khdrbs3, whose product is annotated as KH domain containing, RNA binding, signal transduction associated 3. The coding region runs from base 341 to 1369 and encodes 342 amino acids. NCBI's taxonomy places the organism in Eukaryota, Metazoa, Chordata, Actinopteri, Siluriformes, Pangasiidae. The transcript has 9 exons. Gene Ontology annotation, cellular component: nucleus. Gene Ontology annotation, molecular function: mRNA binding. The record is from RefSeq and is a predicted model, not a curated record. Gene Ontology annotation, biological process: regulation of alternative mRNA splicing, via spliceosome.